GAGAUCUAUGCAGUGCGUGUGUGCAAUAGGGACAAUGUUGCCUUUCGUGCUUGCUUAUAAUGAGUUAUAACCCCUAGCUUUUUGCCCAAAUCCCCACGCCUUUACCAUACAUACUAAUAUUUACACCAGAAAUGCCAACACCAACUAAUAAGCUCACCUCCGUAGCCGAAGUGGCCGGAAUCCUUAAGCAAGUAGACCAGGCCUUCACGGCAUACCAGGUUGCAAAGAACACGUUUGUAAAUACCCUGCAGGGAUUCCUAGACAGACUUGACCCCCAGAAUGUCAUGCUCGAAGCUUUAAUGAAGAAGGAUGUGCUCGCAACUCUCUGUUGCCCGCUUGCACAGGACCCGGUGCCCGGCAUCCAAGCUCUAGCACUCCAGAACCUCUCCAGGCUAGCUGGCUGCGACCCGCUGUUGUCACAAGCAGUUGUAUCAUGCGGCGUUCUAGACAGCGUUGUGCUGUCCAUGAGCCACGAGAGCGCCCCGGUGCAGGCGGGAGCCAACAUGGUGCUGGCGGCGGUGGCGGGCAGCUCAGUGGACUUUGCAAGGAGGGUGCUGGAGGCAGGUGCCAUGCCCGGCAUCCUGGUGCAGCUGCGCGCCGGCACCGCCGCCGUCAAGGAGAGCGCCGUACGCAACCUCAACUCCCUCAUCGGCUCGCACCGCGACCACGCGGCGCUCAUCGCGGACGAGACGCUGCUGGCGCUGCUGGUGGGGCUGCUGACGGCGCAGGACUCGCCGCCCUCGCUGUGCCGCGCAGUGGUCAACACGCUGGCCACCACCGCCAGAUACGGGGCGGACAUGGCGACUGCGGUCAUCAAGGCCAACGCGCUGCCCCCCGUGUCGCUGCUGGUCCGCGGCGGCACCACCCCGCCCGACCUGCGCGCCGCCGCCCUCAACUGCCUGGCGCACCUGGCCUGCCACCACGAGCAGCUGGCGGCGCAGGUGGCGGCGCCGGGCCUGGUGGAGCCCACCGUGGCGCACCUGGCGGACCGCAUGGUGCCGCAGGUGCGCCGGGCGGCGGCCGCACUGCUGCUGCAGCUGGGGCGCAAGACACCCAGCCUGGCGGCGGAAGUGUGCGGAGGCGGCUGCCCCGCGGCGCUGGCGAGAUACCUGCAGAUGGAGACGGACGGCGAGGGGUGCAGCACCGGGGUGACGCUGGCGGGCACACUGGCCAGCUACAGCCCCACCACUGCCAAGGCGGUGGUGGAUGCGGGCGUGGGGGCGGAGGUGGUGCAGGCGCUGCGGAGGGCGGUUCUGGGGCCGGAGGCGGCUGCAGCCGCGGCGGCGGCGGCGGCGGCUGCCGCCGCUGCCAGCGGACCUGGCGGCGGUGCAGGGGGUGCGUCAGCAGCGGGUGGGCGGGGUGUCAACACGCACGGGGCUGCGCACCAUCACCACAACCACCACCAUCGUGUGCCUUCUGCGGUCAAGGGCGCAGCCACGGCCGCACACACGUCGGGCACGGGCGGCCCCACCACACCGCUCUCCGCCUCCAAGCCCAGCCCUAGCGCCAAGUCCGCUACCAGUGCGGGCACCGGUCCCGCCGCUACAGGCAGCACCCGCAAGACCAGCUCCUCCAAGCCUGCCUCCUCCGCCGGCGGCAGCGGGCAUGAGAGCGUGGUGAGCAUCCCCUCCGCGGCCGCAUGGGCUCUGGAGCAGAUGUCGCAGCACGGCGACGAGACCACCAUGCCGCUCAUCGGCCAAGGCGCGCUAACCGCGGUCCUGGAGGGCUACGUGGCGUCAGCGGAGGGUGCGGCGGUGGCGCCGGAUGGAGCCGAGGGCGCCAUCUUCCUGCGCUGCAAGGCCGCGCUCAAGUCCCUGAUCCGCAACUGCAACAGCACGGCCCCGCUGGAGCCGCUCGUUGCGGACAGCACACCGCCGGCGGUGCUGAAGCAUGUGCUGCGGCGCGCGGAGCCGCUGCUGGCGCGCGACGCCAAGAGCCGGCAGCAGUUCGUGACGAGCGGGGGCCUGAUGCGGUUACAGGAGCUGGAGGGGCGGCUGUGCGUCAAGGGGCGUGCGCACCUGGUGGGCAUCAACGAGCUGUUCCCGUCGGACGUAGUGAGCUACUACCGGCAGCCGGGGACUCUGGUGAGCACGUGAGGGGAGCGCUGCAGGGAGGGCUGAGUUACUGGGAGCUGGGGCGGGGGGUAGGAGGCGGGUGUAGGAGGCGGCACAGGAGCUGCUGGCGAAGCGGACGUCGCUAGCUGCGGCGCUUUCAUGAACGGAUGCGGUUGGCAGGACUGCCGGUGGUUGUGCGGAUACUGCGAGCGGGAAUGCAGGCAAGGUAGGGGAGCUGCUGUGUCGCUGUUCGCUGUCUUUCGGUUAGGAGGUGUACAGGGGCAUGUCUGCAGGCCGUACGGUGUGCAGCUUCUUGAUCUAGCGGAAGACGCUGGGGGUUGCGGAGGCAAUAACGUCCGGUACGAUGGGUGUUUACUUCCACCAGACACGUGGCCGGAGUGCCGCCAUGCGUAAGCGCUGUGUACAUACUUGCAUGCGCGCGCAAAACAAGGCAUUGAGUAGGGGCCGAGUGGGCUUUUCAAGUAUGCGGGGCCCUUUAUGCGGACCGAGCUGGCCAGGGUUAUGACGCUCAGAAUUUGCAAGCUUGCAACAGACUCGCUGACG
Astrephomene gubernaculifera is the source of this 2618-nucleotide messenger RNA. The record is from the annotation of a GenBank genome assembly. Lineage: Eukaryota; Viridiplantae; Chlorophyta; Chlorophyceae; Chlamydomonadales; Astrephomenaceae.